Molecule: messenger RNA, 2473 nt
Organism: Microtus oregoni (creeping vole)
Lineage: Eukaryota; Metazoa; Chordata; Mammalia; Rodentia; Cricetidae
Gene: Ckap2
Product: cytoskeleton associated protein 2
Exons: 10
Coding region: 161-2155 (664 amino acids)
Biological process (GO): negative regulation of microtubule depolymerization
Cellular component (GO): microtubule cytoskeleton
Source: RefSeq, a predicted model, not a curated record
CACCUGUAAUCCUAACACUUGGGGAACAGAGGAAAGAGGAGUGCUCCAGGCUGCCAACCUUACAGACUCCGGGACGGCUCCGCCCCUCGUCCAGGCCCCGCCCCUCCUCGCUCAUUGGUCCGUUCAAUCCACGCCGGCGCCGAGGCGCGCACUUUAAGAGAUGGCAGAGUCCAGGAAACGCUUCCCAGGCCGAUCUGGGAGGAACACCUUGCCGGUGCCCCGGGACCUGCAGCUGCCCCCGACCAAGAGAGACCAGCCGGCCUUCAGAGAACAAAGAAAACAAAAACUCAAGGAAUAUCUGUUAAUACGAAAAACAAUGCUUCCAUACAAACAAGAAAAUCAGAUAUCCAGAGAUCAGCAAGUGAUGACAGUGGAAGAUCCGGUCCAAGAAGGGAAGAAAGUUCUGAAACUCAAAACCGAAAUGGCUGAUAAAGAAAAUAUUGACAACACAGUUGAAAAGAACUGCAUUCCCUUAAAAGCUGAUGAAGUCACCAGUUCAGAAAUACACAACUUGAAGGAUAAUAUUCAAGCUGUCCAAGACCAGGCGUGUCACCUUAAAGACAAUAAAAAGGUGCAAGCAGCUACAGAGAAGCCCAAACAGGACGCUAACAUGCUGAAAAAGCGAGUGCUUGGCUAUUACCACGGUCAGGUUGUGCAGUCUAAGAUUAACUCGUUUAGAAAGCUCGCGAAUGUCAAAGGAGAGACUCCAGCAGCCACCAAAAAACCUCCCGCUACCAUGUCGAAGGCCUCAAAGGCUCAGUCUGCGCCUGGAAACGCCGUCAGCAUAAGAGCCUCAAGUGUGAGUGCUGCCGCCACGUUUGUAAAAACCAAGUCUGUGAGCUCUCCGUCGAGGAACACCCUUGUGCGACCACCUGUUAGAAGCAGCCUCCACAGUAACGCCCAGGGCGCUGGGAAACAGGGCCCCGCCAGGACCCUUGCCAAUGUUACAGUCAGAAAGGGGCCUCUUGAAAAAGACUCACGGCAAUCAGAACGGGUUGUAUCUGUUGUCGAUACCCGUCCUCAGGACACAAAAAGAGAUGAGGCACCGUCAAGAAGCAUAGCAUCUGAAGGUGUAGCCAGGACUAAUUUGUCUAAUACCAGACUGAUGGAAAAGUCCAAAGCUAUCGACCAGCGCAGGUACUCAGUAGCAGGAGCAGCUGUCCAUAGGUCAGUUCAGCCCAGAGAAAGCACAGAAGACAGAAAAGCUCGGAUGACUGAGUGGAGAACUGGCAAAGGGAAAGGGCUAAAAAGGCCUCCUAACUUAAUAGCUCAUCAGUCUGAGCCACAAGGACAGAACAAAAACCCAACUGGGUCCUUUUGGACUACCAUGGCAGAAGAAGAUGAACAGAGAGUAUUUACUGAGAAAGUAAACAAAACAAUUUUGGAAUGCCUGAACCUGAUUAAUAAGAAGGGAUGUCCAAAAGAAGAAAUUUUAGACACAUUGAAUGACCUGAUUAGUAAUAUUCCAGAUGCCAAAAAACUUGUUAAAUAUUGGAUAUGUCUUGUACGUUUGGAGCCAAUCACAAGUCCUAUUGAAAAUAUUAUCUCAAUCUAUGAGAAGGCCAUUCUGGCAGGGGCUCAGCCUAUUGAAGAGAUGCGCCAAACAAUCAUAGAUAUUCUAACAACGAAGAGUCAAGAAAAAGUUAAUUUGGGAGAAAAUACUGAGGAGGCUCAUGAAACCAAGGGACAUAGCCAGGAAGUAAAAACUGAAGACACAAGUGUCACUCUAGAGCCAGGAGAUCCAGGAGCGGAAAAUGAGUGUCAGAGGAACGUUCAAGUAUGUGAAAACAGUCAAGACCAAGAAGCAAAGGAUCCAACCAACGAUUUUACAACCCCUGAUUCAAAAACUGAAGCAGGCUGCCUAAUUAAAUAUAAUGUAUCUUCUACACCAUGCUUGCAAAGUAUGAAAAAGAUGCAACAUGGUAAAAAUUCCACAUUUAAAGAGCUAAAGUUUCUCACACCGGUGAGACGUUCACGCCGCAUUCAGGAGAAGACUUCACAAUUGCCGGACAUGUUAAAAGACCACGACCCUUCUGUGUCCUCCCUGGAACAGCUGUCUGAUUUGGGGGAGGAUGCUUUCGUUUGCCGCCCUAACGCAGCGCUGUACCCUCUGUUCUCUGAGACUGACCUAGCAGGGCAGAAACAGUGCUCCUGAGCCAGGAGGGUUGUGUUAUUCCUGUGGUGGUUCUCGUAUGCAGGUCUGAAGCUGCCCAUAUGCCCACGUACAAUACAGUGAACUUCCUAAGCUUGUUUAUUGUUUUCAAAAUAGGUUAGCUUCUUCACUUCACUAAUUACUUACAGUAAUGAAACAUAACCAGAAAAUGGACUUUAUUUAAAUUUAUAUUUUACAUUGACUUUUUAUCUAAUAUGUUUAUAAUAAAUAUCUGUAUAAUGUUCUAAUGACAUUUAUUGAUUGACUUAGUUAAUGCUGGAACUGACUUUAGGAUCCUACUAUGGGGUUACAGUCUGCUGC